Molecule: messenger RNA, 9132 nt
Organism: Dermacentor silvarum
Lineage: Eukaryota; Metazoa; Arthropoda; Arachnida; Ixodida; Ixodidae
Product: UDP-GlcNAc:betaGal beta-1,3-N-acetylglucosaminyltransferase 7
Exons: 2
Coding region: 4957-6468 (503 amino acids)
Cellular component (GO): membrane
Molecular function (GO): hexosyltransferase activity
Source: RefSeq, a predicted model, not a curated record
CGGAGGCUGCGGCCUCGCACCAGUUUUGUUUUUCCGGUGUCGUCUCACCGCCCCACAAGAGCUUCGGUCUCUCUCUUUCCCCUCUUCGACCUCUGACGAGAAGCACGUGUGCGGCGCGAUUUGUGUGUUGGUUUGCGCGUAGGGCCGCGACUCGAGUCGAGAGGGCUAAAAUCGCGUGCGACCACCGCUACGCGACAGUUCAGUAGGCGGGCUGCAGCCACGGCUGCAGGUAGCACCUGUUGUUUGUUCGGCAGUGUGACAUACGCUCGAGGGCGCGCACACACGCACGCACAUGCUCCAAAAGAUUAUACCCGGCCCGCCGCACAGUGCCUGGAUUGCGUUGCGCUAUAUAUAUAUGAUACGGUUGUGGUGUGUUACCUAUUUCUGCAUCCUGCGCGGAUGUUGCUUCAUGAUCGAGCGUCGGUUCCGCUGCUCGGAAUGAUGACGGUGGACGCGUUCGUCGAGCAGGACGUUGCUGUUGUUACGGGAACGACGUGAAACGAAGUCUAUCGGCGUGUGCGGAUUUCGACGACCGAAUUAUAGCGUUUGUAACUGCGGAUCGUCAGCUUCUUUCCGGUUCGUCUACUUUGGUCGUCUGCUUGUGUCCGGUUCGUCUGCUGUCGUCGUGUGCUUCCGUCCGGUUCGUCUGCCACCCGAGAAGCACGUCUUGCUGCUUUCGCCAUACGCAAGUAGUCUAAAAAAAAAAGUCGCAGAAAACUUUCAUACAACAACCUCUCUAGUCUUGUACAUCUUCAAGACGCUGUCACGUGCUCCACAUCGUGCAUGGGCUUAGCGUGCGAUAAUCUAUACCUGCGUGCACGGUUUUCGACUAUCGUCUAUAGCUCCUGCUGUUGCUGCUGUCGUCUACUUAUGUCCGGUUCGUCUGCUGUCCGGGAAGCUCCUCUUGCAAUUACUCCGAGUCGCAGGCAACUUUCAUACCACCACAUCUCCUUGGGGAAUAUGGUAACGUCUUUCUGAAACUCUUGUCCUUCUUGAAGACACCGUCGCCAGCUCUGCAUCGAAUGCGCGCUCUAUAUCGUAUACUCCUGCCAUCGAGGGAUUUUUCCAGGAUGUAGAGACAGGACUGUAACUGCUUUGAGACCAACGGCGCGAGUUUUUGGCAUAGGCACAUUGGCUUCUUCUAUGGCUGGCGACGUUGGAAAGGGACCAGCGAUGCGUGCAGUUGUUGAUGACGCGACACUGCUCGCAGCAGCUUGUGCUGUCGUCUGCUUGUCGUCUGUCCUAGAAUGACAGGAAGUCCUUCUUGUUUUUGCCUUUCCAGUUGUCAGUUUGUGGAGCAUCGUAUAGGGAAGUUUUAAGCUAUGGUUAGUUUUCAUUGCCCCCCCCCCCCCCCCUUCCCUCCUCACAUCAGCACUGCCUUCAUUCCGUAGCAUGGUGUCCCGAAGCUCCACUACACUAAAUGCCGUGUGUAUAUGUAAUACCUGGAACCAAGUCACGGGGUACAGUGCUUUACGCAUCUGCGGCACGCAUCAAGGCAUUGUCUUCUUUGUUCACGAGUGAGUCUCGAGUUUCGACGCGAGAGGGCAUUGCGAGACGCCGGAAGUGUGUUAACGCGUGUCAGGACGUACGAAACGCCAGCCCUGCUACAGCCCAUGUGUGAACUUAUCUUGCUCGGCUUUGGUUGUUGAUAAUCAGGAGAGUAGUUUACGACCGCAUUAGCGACCUGUUUUCCUCUGAAAGCCGGUUCAGUGUUAACAACCUUAAUUUUAAGUCCGGUACGGAAAGAGAAAACAUUGUGGAAGCCUGAUCUUUACAGCCCGAAGAUCUGAAAAUUCGGACCCUGUUUAUGACUGGGAAACGGAUGUUUCUGUUGUUUGUCAAGGUACCACAGCGUCGAUCGGGGCUAUUCGUAUAAACCCUCGUAAGGAAACGAUUUGGGUGUUAGGUCGUCCUGCCGUUCGUGAUAAUGCGUUCGUGAUGUGCGCAAUGGCCUUAUAUAACAUACAAGCGGCAAACACGGAGGUAGAAGCGUCUGCUCGAAAAUCGUCUGUAUGAAUCGUAUGUAUAUCACCACUGCCUCCGACACUUCUUUUGUUUUCACUUCUAUGUGAGACGCACGUAGUCGUAAUUUCAGCGAGUCGGCGCUGAAUGAUUUAGGUGCCUCGAAAAUUCCGGUCGUUUCCUGUGAAGUUAUUUCAGCAUGCGGUGAAAACACAGUCACAAAGGCCAUAUAUUUUUAUAACAGACGACACAGCUAGUUGUCAUCUGUUCCGCACGACCACCUGGUACAAUUUUGUCGUCUGCUGUUUUCGUCUGUCUGACGCACACGUCGGUGAAGCUCGGGAAGCGAGUUUUGAAUCCAGGUAUUUUCUACUGUGUUUGUGAAAUUUUUUUACCGGUGCGCCUGUUUUACAGGCGAGUCGAGUUGGGACGCUGCGGAAACGGUUCGUAUGGAAAUACCGAUGUGAAGUGCGAAGAUAUGAGUGCAGCAUUGUUGUCUGCCAUCACUGCAAACGGAUAUCUCCUUCCGUCCAACGUGUCUUGCGGCUAUAGGACAGAUAAUGUUUGCUGACGCGUUAGGCCUUAUCAGUUGCCAUUUUUGUCCAGGCGGAGUAGAUUCGAGAAUAGAAAUGGUGCACUUUGACAUCUUUGUUGGGCAGAGAACACGAAGACGUCUUAAACGAUAACCGUCGAUGGAAUCCGCGCUUGCAGCCGUUUGACCUGUCAAGUAAACGGUUCUCUUGUCAACGAGUGGCUCGUUUUCAACAAUGCGUGGAAAUAUAUGCUUCUGAGGUCUCCGUUUUCCCUCUUAUUGCGUUCGUAUAAACUUGCUGCUGGUUUCGGUAGCUUUUCAUAUUCGGCCAAGUAGGAAUCAAAUUUCUUUUGUCAAUUAUUUAUGCGAUCUACUCACGUUUGAUGCAGAUUAGGACACCUCCACAGCUCAAAUCGUGUGGGGCAAAGUGAUCCUCUUCUCCAUCAGUGUCGUAUUCGAAUUGGUGUGUCUCCACCUGACAAGAACGACCGACCGACAUCCAGAAAUUCGAACAAAAGCGUCGCUUCGACGCUCAUUGUCUUCAGCACGACCCUUAUAAGAGACUGGAGAUAGACACCUGCUCAGGUAAUCUCUGAGUAACGGCGAUACGGUACGUCUGUUUGCGAAGCUGAUAACCUCUAAGCCUAAAGAAGACUGAGCUUGCGCAUUCAAACGUGUUUACCGUGGCAUUUGCAGACACUCCAGCAACGUGUUUUAGCAUCAGAGGGGAAGUUUUGCAUCUAUCUUGAGACGCCGUAUGCGCGCAUCAACGGUAUCCAGCUGUCUUAACGUUACCGUACCACCCGCUUGUUCGAAAUGAAUUCACAACGGAACGUGUAGCUCGCACGUUUAUCACGUGAGCGUUCUUUUGUGUGUGUGUGCUUCUGGAGUCGUCACAGGCACUCUGCGCAAAAGCUUGUGCAGACGAGUCGGCUCGUCAACGUCCUGAAGUUGACGUCUGAGGCCCUUUCGGAAACCUCACUUUCCUCCUUCAGGGAGACAGCAGUGAUCCUGAGUCACGUGACGUAUCAACAAGCCUUCUCUGGACUCCAUACGCUGCGUUCAAACUCGCUAUACUGACCAAUCGCUCGCUAGCCACUUGUAAUCUGCGUUCAAUCGUCGCAGAAAUGACACGUUGCCACGCUACUGGUCAACUUUCAACGGCGUGUGGUGACGUCAAAGGAAACUUUCAACGAAUCAUGCACGCGACCGCACCGGACCACGUUUGGUCGCCUAUGCAUUCUUAAACGUCACGUUGGUUAAGAAGACGGUAAACUUGCAAUUGCUGCGCAAGCACGCUGUACUGGAGAGGUUCGGGCGAAGUCCUUCACCGCUAAGCGAACGUCUGCGCUUCGGCGCAAAAAAGUAGAAGAAAGAAAAACUAGGCGUACUCGACCAACUGAAAAUUGUUACGUCUGCAUGGAGCCGCUGGACGGACGCGAGCAGAGCUAUAUCUGCCAGAAUCCUGCGGAGUACUGAUGUCUGCUCUCGGUGCCAGGUGCGCGCUGUCGCCGCAAAUUCGUCUGCACAAACACGGACAAAAAAGGGUCGUACCGGGUGCAACCUUCUACUACUGCUAACCUGCCUCGAUCCCGGGCGAGUUUGCAUAACGCUAAGUGGGCACGUUGUCUCGAUACUGCACCACACUCUCCCUUAAAACACAACAACUUCGUCUGUCACGAAGUCGGCAAAGGUCGAAGUCAGCCAACCACAGCCGCCAGCUGUUUCACCUGACGCAGUGAGUGAACGCUUGUCGUCUGCACAGAUGCAGCAGAUGUAGGAGCAGACGAUGCACGAACGAACACACAAAAGAGGCGUUGCAUUUUGAGGUGAACGCCGUUAUCAGUUGUCCCCCUCCCUUUCCAUUCUUAUCUUUGUCCCUCUAGAGCUCACUCUGCACUAUCGAUUUCACAGGUGGAGGAAAAGAACCGGCAAAAUACAGCGAGCGAUAUUUAGUUGUCGAGCCGUCAAGAGCUCGCGUUGUGGUUCCGUGCGUGUGUGCGACAACUUCGGUGACGACCACAUGCAGCUGUUACACUAGCAGAAGUAAUAACUCCAACAACAUCAAAAGAGAGAAAGAGAGAGGGAUACCGUCACUAGUAGGCUCUUGUGCAGUACACGUGCUUAUUAUACUGUUGCAAGACUAUGGUGUACGACGGACGAAUCGAAGUGCGGUGUCGGAUAUAUGAGCUCAACUUGUGCGAAGUUGUGAAGCAUCCGUUCUCGACCACUGACCGCAAACUCGUAACGUUCUGUGGCUGCCUCGGACGUGCAAACAUGUUGCGGUGAUGUCGUCGGCGUUCAUCAUUCGUGGUGAAAGUGAAAUCAAAAACGCGGUAUAAACACCGGAACUUUGACGUAUACUGUGCAACUGACUCAGCCAAGCUGCGUACCCCAGACAACAACCGCUGUCGUCUGUCGUAAGGCUAUAGCAGAAGACACAGAAGUUCACCGCUACCGAGAUGCCAAGCUACUCUUGCCUGACAAACUUCACGUCGACCGCCAAGCGAUGGGUGCCGAUCCUGGGCCUCGGCGUGGUCGUCUACGUCGCCUUCUGGACCAUGGGUUACAAUCCGGUCGCCCCGCCGUCACUGCCGUACUGGACGCGAGGGGGCGCAACCGUCGCCGUCGCGGAGAGCUCCUACGCCAACGAUCGGGACAGUCGAGCGUCGCAACAAAGUUGGCGUCUUUGGUCAAAGGCGGUCGGUUCUGCCAACACGCUUGCGGGAAAUGAACAAGUUGUAACAGCAUCGAAGCAGGGGCGGCCCGGGACAAAACCAGCAUCAGUAGACGCGACGAAAGCUCCGGUGAAAUCGUCAUCGGAACCAUCGGGACCGGUGACAGCAGUGGCAGUGACGUCAACAAGACCGGCGGCAACGAGAGCAGCGGGGACAGCAGCGAGUAACGGCAUCGGGCAUACGUGGACACCGUCUGAUGAAUUGCUUCGUGGCUAUGACAAGGUACCUUUCCCGUUGGAGAACGUCACUGACUUACCGAACGCCUUUAAAGUCGCGUCGGACUGCCGGUGGGACCUCGACUACCUCUUCUUCGUCCACACCGCAGCGACUCACUCGGACCACCGGCGGGUCCUGAGGGAGGUCGUGGGCAACUCGACGUACGGCGCCCGGUACAACUGGACGGCCGUGUUCUUCGUCGGCAUGUCGCCCGUCGACAAGGUCGCCCGGAGCGUGGCCUCCGAGGCCGAAGCGAACGGCGACGUCGUCGUGCUGCCCUACCUGGACACGUACCGAAACCUGACGUACAAGUACGUGUACGGCAUCAAGUGGACCCUGGAGUACUGUCCGCGGGCGCGGUACGUCCUCAAGAUGGACGACGACAUCGUCGUGCACCUUCCGUCGCUGACGAAGAAGCUCGCCGCCGGUGGCAGACCUCCGGGUCCGCCGUCGUCGUCGCCCGCACCGAAUCCGUCGCCCGCAGCUCCUCCCAAGUUCUACUGUUGCGUCUGGAACGGCAUGCCGGUCCUCAGGCAAACGGCGCUGCCGUGGUACCUGUCCGAGAAGACGUACCCGAAGAAGGUGUUCCCCAGGUACUGCUCGGGAAGCGCGGUGUUCAUGGACUCGGCCGCGCUCCGACCCCUGUACAACGCUACUUUCACCGUGCCGUACAUACCCAUCGACGACGCCUACGUCACGGGUGAGCUGGCGGCCGUGGCGGGCGUGAAACACGAGUCGCUCAACCGUCUCUACUCGUUCGACUCGGCCAAGUGGAAGUCGGUGGUCGACGGCUCGCUCAUGGUCGUGCAGGUGUCGAACGCCGAGAAGCGCUCGAACGCUUGGAAGUCCGUGAUAGCGGCGCUCGAGGAACAACGGACAGCUGCCGCCGCGACGUCGUCGCCGACGUCGUCUUCGCGUACGGUGGUUACGCGAAGCGCAGGUGUGUCUGUGACGGACCCUUCGCGGACCACCGCAAGAAGUUCGCCGUACACAGUGAACGCACUUACUAGGACUCCUUGACGAGGUGUGCCGAUAGCACUAGAAUCAUUGCGAAUGUGGAAGGACAGCUCGAACUGGUCAGGAAAUUGAAGUGUAUAGCUUAUUCACUAUUUGUUAUUUUCCAUAUGCCCACGUCUCUUUGCUAGAGAAAUAAGCGGAGCGUGUCACUUAAUUGUUUAUAUAGAUGCACCAAAGCCGAUGGUUACUUAGUCCUUAUCUUGACAACGGUAUAUACUUUAUGGUCGGCGGCCUUUUGGUUUUGAAUUCAUAUUAUCAAACAAGUUUGUUCUCUAGAAAUGUUCAUAAGAGUGGGCAUCGGCUAAUCGCGCUAGCUGACUUAUAAAACGGGAGACGCAUGCGCAAUACGACGUAGUGUAUACCUCCACGUACGAUGUGCGGCGUGUCGGAAAGAUUGCAGCUCAGAGUGUUGGAACCUGUUUGGAACUACUUCGACGCGAUUACUUCAACGCGUCUAACCGAGGGCGGAAUCGUAUUGUGUGCCUUCUGCUUUAAGUUAUGAACAGAUGUGCGUCUAUCUAAACCGUACCAACCGUCAAACGACUGGUCAAACCAACAAGACGUACAACGAGCUUACAGAUUGUUCUCACACGUUUCCAACAGUCUUGGCAACUCUAUUAACGACGCGUCGCAUGGCUUCUGGCGUAUGUCAUUGUUUUAAAUCGCUUUAGAGGCGCACGUUUUAGGAUUGAAUUUCGGCAUACUGCUUUAGCGCAUCAGAGACGUUAGCUGACAACCGCAGUGCUGGUACAGACGUCUUACGACGCUGUGAUCAACCAUAACGUGCCAAAGAUUUGAAAAAAGAAAAUACAGAAAUGCCCUCACAGAUUCUUUCGUUUACGACACGUUUACACAUGUACGCGUGUGGUAUAGGAUAUAGAACGUUCCGUGAACUUUGUUUGAACACACUGAGACAAGAUGUCGACACCACUGCUGCUGCUUGCAUACACGAGCGUACAGUAAUGACCAUAAAGACAACACCUAAUUAGAAUGUUGGGACCGAUUACUGCUCAUAUUAGACAGGAGGGCGUCGCAACUGAUCUUUUAUCCACUGACGUCUUUUAUCAACUAAUGCCGGUGAUUUCGUUAUUGUUAUUUAUUAAAGAAGAGUACAUCACAGGGCUCCCGAAGCAGCAGUGAGUGAGGGGGAUACAAAUUAGGAAAGGAAAAAAGUGUCUGAGCAGACAACUCGAACAAAGCUAAGAUGUCGUGAAAUCGUGUAAGAAUGAAUACUAAAAAAGGCGUUCUCUUUAAGAGUGGAGCGCACUGUAUACACCGGUGCUACUCUGUAUAUGCCUAUGCUUGCAAUCUUCGCUUGCAAGUGGUUAAAAAUUCUUCUGUUGUCAAGCACAGGUGCCAAGCAAAUGUUAAACGGCUUCCUUAACAGUUUUGUGACUCAAUCUGACCCUUACAUCCAUUCGCAGCGACAAUACAAUAUCCAUACCCGGCACUGCAUGGCGGUUUGUCUAUUAGUGCAUCAAAUAAGGUUAUACGCCAAUUGGUUGGCCGUAGUCCAUAUGGCACGAAUUGAUACUUACAUAUCUGCAUAUGUGAUGAGCGCAAAUGCCAAUGCAACCGCACAAAAUAUUACCGUGCGCGUUUAGGCGUUUACUGCAGGCCAGUGGUAUAAUCCAUGUACACUGUGCUGUUUUCUUCUUUUUUUUUCUCUCGUAUGUUUUGUUUUAAAUUUAUGUUUGGCAACAGCUCAUUUUUAUAUUGUGAUAUUUACGUCCACGCUACUAAAAGUGGUGAGAUUAAGUCGAAGUUUUCAACUACACAAAAAUGUGGUAUUCGGAAACCAUGCAUACUUGAGGGCUGUAAAGUCAACGUCCGCAGGUGAGAGUGACCUGCCCUUCCGGUACUUAACGACUACUAUUCAACUGCGUAGUUAGUCUAAAUUAGUCAAAUUAGUUUGAAAGUGAGUGCGCGCUUUUAAGCAACGUCACACACUUUAUGCGACUGAACUUAACCGCAGCUAGUCUGUCACGUACCGCAUCCUUCUGUACGGUUGUUAUACACGGUUUCGUGAAUCUGCUAUUGAUUUGUUCUUAUUGUUUUUUGUUUGCAUACCACUGUACACUCCACAUGUGGCGAACAUUUUACAGAUUAGAUUUUAAAGCACGUACCUUUAAGAAACGUUGCGCAUGUAUGUGUUUUAACUUAACUGCGGAUAGUCAGUAACUGUCACCCUCUGGUGUAUACAGUUGUUAAAACGGUUUGGUGAGUGUGUUGUUAAUUUGGUACUUUUGUUUUGUUUGUACGUUUCGGGUGAUAGUUAACGACCCCAAUACAAUUGCGAAGAGCCUUUUAUACGUGAGUUCGAAGUCACGCAAUUUUAGGAAAGUUGGGCAUUUGUAAAUGAAUUUGACUGCCCGAUGCUUGUGCAGUCACUGCCCAUCAUGAUGCACACUUGUUAUAAAUGGUUUGUUGAGUCUGUUAUUGGAUUUGUUUAUUUUGGUUCUUUCUUUCUGUGCGUUUGGUGUUGUUACUUAGAUAUCACCAUUCAGCUGUGAAUAUAUUGCUACUCAUUUUUUCAGAACGCACAGAUUUCAGAAACGUUACGUAUGUGUGGCUGAACCAUGUACUGCAACUACAGUCAUUUCCAGUGCAUCCUGAUGUAUGUUAUAAACGGUUUGGUGAUUGCAUAACGUCUUACUGGUGUGUUUC